Messenger RNA from Nicotiana tabacum (common tobacco), 2423 nucleotides. Lineage: Eukaryota; Viridiplantae; Streptophyta; Magnoliopsida; Solanales; Solanaceae. The record is from RefSeq and is a predicted model, not a curated record.
ACCGACGGUGACAAGGACGGCGGGCAAUUCUCUCCUUUGUUCUUACUCCUCAAACUCAUAUUACGUACUAUACAUUUCAGAGAGAAGACUUUUAUGCCCAACUUUGAUUUUUUCCACAUUUUUCUUUUGUUCUCAAGAGUCAAAACCAAAACCCAAAUUCUAAACCAUAAACAUAUAUACAGCAAACAAAAAAAGUAGCAGCGAAAAAGUAAGCAAAAAACAGCAAAUCUCUUAAUUCUUUGGUCAAGUAAUUCAGCUGUUAGUUUGUCCGUGUCCUCUGUAUCUUCUUUGCUUCAAAGUUGGGCACUUUGUACUACUCUUCAAUAUUCAUUAUCAUUAAUUUUGCUCAAGAAUUACGCGGUGUAAAGUUUGAAUCUUUAAUCCCCAUUUGAUUUUUUGGGAGCAAAAAUGGGAGGUGUUUGUGCAGGUGGGACAGCAAAGAAUAGAGCUGAAAUUCACCAUGAGAUUGAGAGCACCUCAGGUUCUUCAAAAAAGCUAAAAUCAGUCAGGAGUUUUGGAAAGGAGAAUAAAGAUGAAUCCUUUUCAUAUCCUGAUGUGAGUACUUUCCGCGGGACGCCUAAUCUCUAUGAUUCUGGUGAAUUGUACUUGUCUAAUUUCAGGGAGUUAAAGCCAUCUACACCUGCUAGAACUGGAGGGAACAAGGCUGCUAGCUCUUUUCUUGGAAAAGCAAGUAUAGUCAGUCUAGAGAAAGCAGUAGAAGUAUUAGAUACACUUGGGAGCAGCAUGACAAACUUGAAUUCCGGAGGGUUUAUGACAGGAACGGCGUCAAGAGGGAAUAAAGUAUAUAUUCUAGCAUUCGAGGUAGCGAAUACCAUCACCAAAGGUGCAAAUUUAUUGCAAUCUCUUUCCAAAGAAAAUGUUCAGUAUUUAAAGAAGGAAAUUCUACCUUCAAAGGGAGUGCAACAGUUGGUUUCUACUAAUAUGACCGAGCUGCUUACUAUUGCUGCUGCCGACAAAAGGGAGGAAUUUGACGUUUUCUCGCGUGAAGUCAUUAGGUUUGGAGAUAUGUGUAAAGACCCACAAUGGAAAAAAUUAGGUCGAUAUUUUUCCAGGUUGGACUCAGACUCUGGUGCACAUAAACAACUAAGAGCAGAGGCCGAAUUGAUGAUGCAGGAAUUGACCAUUCUGGCUCAACAUACUUCGGAAUUGUAUCAUGAGCUGCACGCACUGGAUAGAUUUGAGCAGGAUUAUCGCAGGAAACUUGAGGAAUUAGAUUCUUUAAAUCUACCUCGAAAAGGAGAAGGCCUAAUGAUGUUACAGAGUGAGCUAAAACAUCAAAGAAAAAUUGCGAGGAGCUUGAAAAAGAAAUCUCUUUGGACUAAGAGUUUGGAGGAGGUUGUGGAGAAGCUUGUUGACAUUGUUACUUAUAUACAUCAUGCAAUUGUGGAAGCAUUUGGGGACAAUGGAUUGACAUCUGCUGGCAAGGAACCUGCCAAAAAACAAGAAAGACUGGGAGCAGCUGGUCUUGCUUUACACUAUGCUAACUUAGUUACUCAAAUAGAUAACAUUGCCUCACGCCCUACCUCUCUUCCUCCUAACUUGAGGGAUGGAUUAUAUAAUGGAUUGCCUCCCUCCGUAAAAACAGCCCUUCGUUCACGUCUGCAGGCGAUUGAUCCUAAAGAAGAGCUCACAAUUCCUCAGAUAAAAGCAGAGAUGGAAAAAACUCUCCAGUGGCUUGUCCCAGUAGCUACAGAUACUACCAAAGCACAUCAAGGCUUUGGAUGGGUUGGAGAAUGGGCUAAUACCGGAAGCGAUUCUGGCAAGAAGAACCCGGCACAAGUUAACCCUAUUCGAUUACAAACACUCUACCAUGCAGACAAAAAGAAAAUGGACUACCAUGUCCUUGAACUAGUGACGUGGCUUCACCGUCUGAUCAGUCUGGUACGGUUUAACGGUACCAAAGCUUUCCCCACACGAUCACCAACGCGCAAAGGACUUGUUCUGGAGACAGAGACGAUGAACCCUAACCCCAAAACACCUAAGGUCCAGAUUUCUCUUGAAGAUAGAAACUUACUAGAUAAGGUUAUGAAAAGGAAAUGUUUGAUUCCCGGAAGAAGCAAAAGCCAGGAAUUUUUGUUGCCUAAGAAUCAGAGACAGGUGUGGGCGCUAAGUAGAAGCAUGGGUAGCUCACCUUGUACUGAUUUUAAACAUCCAAAGGGUAAUGUUUUGGAUAUAUUAGAUGGCUUAGAUUCAGCAUUUUGAGUUCCUAAACAAGAUUUCAAGCCAAAAGUUCAUUUUUUUGUUUUCUUGAUUCUUAGCUACCUUCACUUUUUCUGGAACUACAGCCUCUUGUAUAUAGUCCAUCAUAUGGUGGUUGGGAAAUUGUAAUAUUGUAGCAUAUGUUAUAAAAUAAAGACUAUAAAGUAAAGACAAGUAUAUAGAGAAACUGAUAUAUUAUUCGA